Molecule: messenger RNA, 2466 nt
Organism: Penicillium diatomitis
Lineage: Eukaryota; Fungi; Ascomycota; Eurotiomycetes; Eurotiales; Aspergillaceae
Gene: fcpA
Product: protein-serine/threonine phosphatase
Exons: 3
Coding region: 1-2466 (821 amino acids)
Cellular component (GO): nucleus
Molecular function (GO): RNA polymerase II CTD heptapeptide repeat phosphatase activity
Source: RefSeq, a predicted model, not a curated record
AUGCAGCUCCGGUUGCCCCCCAGCCUGCACUAUCCCAUCACGGUGACCUCUCUGCUGAAGAAAGAGGGAGACACGGUGGAGCGGGAUGAGGCCAUCUUCUGGUACAAGUACCAGACCGUUGUGGAGGAGGGCGAUGGCAUGGGAGGUACGGCCUAUGUGACACGCGACUUUCCGACUCGUUUCGAAUCGCCCGUGGAUGGAACGGUUGAGAAAUGGAAUAUCGCAAAGGGCGACGUCAUUGAAGAGCCUACCGACAUCGUUCUGAUCGAAGAGCCAUGUGCCCACGAGGUCCAGUUCGGUGGAAUGUGCGCUGAAUGUGGAAAGGAUAUGACCGAAGCAACCUACAAUACCGAGAUAUCCGAAACAUACCGUGCGCCUAUUCAGAUGACUCAUGACAACACCACCCUGACAGUCAGUGCGAGAGAAGCCACCCGGGUCGAAGAAGAUGCAAAGCGUCGUCUAUUGGCCUCCCGGCGCCUAUCGCUUGUGGUAGAUUUGGACCAGACUAUCAUUCAUGCGACAGUUGAUCCCACUGUCGGUGAAUGGAUGAGUGAUCAGGACAAUCCUAAUUUUGAGGCGCUCAAGGAUGUACGGUCCUUUCAGCUGGUGGAUGAUACCCCUGGCGCGCGCGGAUGCUGGUACUACAUCAAGCUUCGACCGGGUCUGGAAGAAUUCCUCGAGAAUGUGUCCGAGCUCUACGAACUGCAUAUCUACACCAUGGGAACUCGAGCGUACGCUCAAAGCAUUGCCGAUCUCAUCGACCCUGCUCGUAAACUCUUUGGGGAUCGCAUCUUGAGCCGAGACGAGAGUGGAAGCUUAACCGCGAAAAACCUGCAGCGCUUGUUCCCCGUUGAUACCAGUAUGGUGGUCAUCAUCGAUGAUCGCGGUGAUGUGUGGCGAUGGGUUGCCAAUUUGAUCAGGGUCGUUCCUUACGAUUUCUUCGUCGGCAUUGGCGACAUCAACUCCAGCUUCCUACCCAAGAAGCAGGAGAUCCCUACACCAAGCAAACCGAAAGCAGUGAUGGAAAAAGAAUCUGCGUCAGAAGUGCCUGGCUCGAACGGUUUGGCAGAAAAGACUGGACCGUCUGAGGAGGUCUCGGCGCUGGAACAGUUGGUGACUAUGGGAGGUGGGGACGACCCGCGACUGCUCCAGGAGCAAACCGAUGCGCAGGAAGAGACCAUUAUGCAUCAGGUCGAAGAUCGCCCUCUUUUACAGAAGCAGAAAGAACUGGACGCAGAUGAAGAAAGCUCCAGUGAAAGCAACGACCUGUCACUCAGCCCAGAUGAGGGGCAUGACACCACUAGACCUCGCCACCACCUUUUGGUUGAUUAUGACACCGAGCUUUAUCAACUUCAGGACCGUCUUGAGGAGGUACACAGACGCUUCUUCGAAGAGUAUGACCGGCUCCGAGCAAGUUCCUUGGGUACUCGUGUCUCAGCUCUUCGUGGCGAGAAGGCCGCGUCCAAGGACAAGGACGUGGACCUACGGCUAGUGCCUGAUAUCAAGAAUAUCAUGCCCGCGUACAAGUCGGGAGUGCUAGGUGGUGUUGUAAUUGUCUUCUCUGGCGUCAUUCCUCUAGGGCAAGACUUACAGAACGCAGAGAUGUCGCUCUGGGCGAAGAGUUUCGGUGCGGUGAUCCAGAAAAACAUUAACAAACGAGUGACUCAUCUUGUUGCUGGCCGGAAUCGGACUGCCAAAGUGCGGGAGGCUACGCGCUGGCCGAAUAUCAAAAUUGUCACCACGCAGUGGCUUAACGAGUGUCUCAUUAAAUGGAAACAUCUGGAUGAAGAACCAUACCUGCUCCAAGUUCACCCCAACGAUCGUGCGGAAGUCCUGUCUCCUGGAUCUCGGGAGAUGAUGGAGAAGUCCUGGCCAUCGUCAGAAGACGAGGCGCUCGAUGGUUCCGAAGAGGAAGAUUUGACGGGAGAGGCAGCUGGACUCUUUGAAUCAACACCCCUGAGCUAUGACCUGGAUGAUCAGGCUGCAGUGCAUGACGAGUUGAAGGAGUUCCUCGGUAGCGACGAUGAGAGCGAAAGUGAUACCGAAGUAUGGUCCGAGGACAAUCCCGACUCGAGCCGGAAGCGCAAGCGCGGCGAAGGCAACGCUACGGACGAAGAGUCCGGCGACGAUCAGGAUAGCGAACAGGAGAACGAGGGCUCUCGUCUUUCCCAGCGGAUUAAACGAUCGUACGCGCGGACCACCGGUCUGAAGGAGGUUGCAAUUGCUGAGAAUCCAAGUGAAGAAACCGUGGAAACGCGAUUUGAGGAAGGCUCAUUCCCCGCUCCGGAUGACGAUGACGACGGUGCAGACGUGACGGAUACCGGGGACGGCACACCUGGGGCUGAGGCUGGCCAACUAGAAGUUCGUUCUGAUAUUGUUGCUGACGAGUCCGAUGUGGAUGACUUUGAACGAGAGAUGAUGGCUGCAUUCGACGAACCAGAUGAGCCUGGCAGCAGCCAGAGCUGA